Messenger RNA from Rubroshorea leprosula, 2153 nucleotides. Lineage: Eukaryota; Viridiplantae; Streptophyta; Magnoliopsida; Malvales; Dipterocarpaceae. The record is from the annotation of a GenBank genome assembly.
CUCCGAUUACCUCCUCCCUUUUCCGAUCAGCUUCUUCCUCUCCGGAUUAUCUCCUGCCUUUUUGCGGCCACAUCUCCUUCUUCUCCCGCUCACAGAUCUCCCCUUCUCCUCCGAUUUUCCUCUCCCUUAAAUCCUCAAUCUUUCAUCUCUGAUUCCAUUCCAGAACCACAGAUUUCCGUGACAACGAUCUGGCUUCAGCUUAUCCUUCCGUUUUCCGAUUCCGAUCCAGUGACACUUCUGCAGUUCGCUUGGAUCUCAUCAGUUCCGGUACUCGGUUCCAGCUUUGGUGUGCUUUAUCCCGACGAUUUCAGUGACCUCAAGUCUUCUUCGGUUGGGGAUUUCUUGUCUCAUUGAUUGAGAAGCCUUUCUGAAUCUUGCUUAUAACCAGAAAGGAUGGACUGCUCCUUGGAGCUGCCAGAUGUAAUCAUUCACAAAAUCAUGGAUUACCUCCCCACAAAAGCUGUUGUUCGAAGCUGUGUCCUACUGUCCUCUCCAAAACUUGGAGAAGAGUUAUCUUUGCACAGAGUUGAAAUAGUACUUGGUGAUGUUCAAGAUAUUGAUGUUCUUGAUUUUGAGAUGCUUUCUGAACUAGCACCUGGAUGGAUGAAAUUGGCAUUAGAUGUUGGGGUGAAGGUGUUAGCUGUCUACAUUGGCUCCAAUGAUUUUCUCCCCAUUUUGUAUUUCCCCAACUGCUCUUCCAAAGCAUUAACCUGCUUGAAAGUUGCUGGUUUUAUUUUUGACCAAUCAUUCUCAUCUAUACUUGGAAAUUUUGAAUCACUUGGAGAGCUAAUUUUGUGCAACUGUGAGAUAAAGGAUUACCCAGUUUUAGAGCUCCCAAGUUGCUUCCCUCUGCUUGAAAAUUUAGCUAUCAUUUACUGUUUUGGUUUUGAGAGUGUCAGUGUCAGUGCAUCUAACAUUCCUAGUGUGAAGAAUCUUAAAGUUUUGGCAUGGGGGUAUGAAACUCAUAGUAUAAGUAUUGAAAUUCCAGCUCCAACUCUUGAAAUUUUGUGCUUGAGAGGCAAGACAAUAAGCUUACCUGCUUUUCAUAAUCUUACUUUCUUACUGCUGUAUGACACAGAAAAGAAGAUUAGUUGCAUUGUUUCUGAACUUCCUGUGCUUGAGAAUUUGACCCUCAUCUGGUUCAAAUGUGAAGUGCUUAAGAUUUCGAGCCAACAACUCCAAAAUUUAAUUUUGUCAGACCCUGAUUAGGUUAGGAGCACUGAACUUGCAACACCAUCCUUGAAUACUUUAAUCCUUUCAUCUCACCUUUCAGGUGGUUAUCUGGAGUGGUUUCAGGUCAACAUAGUUGACUGUCAUGGUUUAAAGAACUUCUUGUUGGAUCAUAUAAAGCUUUCAAACCAAGACCUUGUUGACUUAGUUUCCAAAUUGUCAUUGCUGGAGUAUUUGUGGAUUUCUCAUUGCAUAAUGCUAGAAAGAGUGAAGAUCUCUAGUCAAAAUCUGAAGAAAAUAUGCAUAAAUGGAGAUUGGAUGGAAUCUAUGAAAGUUGAUACUCCCAACUUAUGUCCAUUUUGUUUGGUUGGUCAUUUUUCUUCAAUUGAAUGUCAGUUUGAUGUUAGAUUCAAGGAAAGAUGCACAAGUGAAUAUGCUUUUUGGGCUAGUGAGUUGAAGGAGAUGCUAUGUUACAUUUAAGUGAGUGAUGCUGCAGUUAAAGUCAUUCUUAGUUCUAUAUUAUUAAAUAAGGUUUGUGGUCGACCUGGUGGUUAUUCUUUAGAUUUUUUCGAGUAUAAUCCUGAGACCUUUUUUCAUCUCUCAGAUAAUUCAGCAAAAGCAUUGGCGGAAUCAAGUAUGUUUAUUUAUUUAUCUCUCAUAUUUCUUCAAUAGUUGAUUGCCAGUUUGGUGUUUAAACUAAUAUGAGAUCUAUGUCUGCUUGUUCAGGGUCGAGGCUAGAAUAAGCUAUAGCUAGUCAUUAAGUGGCUUUUAUAUCUGCAUGUUCAUAGGACUACGUCUUUUUUGCAUCUUCUACUUGAUUUUUAUUUAUUUAUUUAUUUAUUUAUCAUUGUGUUCUCAGUUCGUUAACAUUGCUGACUGUUUCCCAUACUUGCUCUUGCUUCACCUCUGUUUUUAGCAGAUAUGGAGACAUAUUUCUGCUGCAGAUUUUAGCUUGCUUGCACAAAUAAAAUCCAUUGUGUUUC